CGCAUGAUGGACGGACCCAAGAAUCUGAAUCGUGAAUGGCGCCAGCGCAAUCGCGGCCAACACUCACUAUGACUCGAAAUAUUGAAUUCCAUCCAAGCGCGCGCUUAUCGUCCAGCAGCAUGCAGCAGCGACUCCGCAUCGUGCCGCGCCGCGCCGCGCUCGCUCUCCCUCGCCUAUUCCCUUUCUCGCAUCUGUUAGGAUUCUUGAUUCAGAUUCUUGAUUGUGAUUUGCAAGACUCCGGCGUGCUCAGACCAUACGGUCUACCCAUGUAUCCUUAGCGCUUCACGCCGUACUGCUGCUGCAUGCAUCCAUAACUAAUCUCUAGCGCGACUGAUCUUUUGGGUCAAAGCUAGGUGACACGCGUGUAUGUACAUCUCUCGCGCCCGCGCCGCGCCACGGUCAAACGGUGGCCUAGCUAG
Messenger RNA from Ceraceosorus guamensis, 419 nucleotides. RefSeq lists its product as hypothetical. NCBI's taxonomy places the organism in Eukaryota, Fungi, Basidiomycota, Exobasidiomycetes, Ceraceosorales, Ceraceosoraceae. The record is from RefSeq and is a predicted model, not a curated record. The transcript has 2 exons. The coding region runs from base 36 to 278 and encodes 80 amino acids.